This is a messenger RNA of Micropterus dolomieu (smallmouth bass), 1931 nucleotides long. RefSeq names its product protein-L-isoaspartate (D-aspartate) O-methyltransferase (gene pcmt1). Gene Ontology annotation, molecular function: protein-L-isoaspartate (D-aspartate) O-methyltransferase activity. Lineage: Eukaryota; Metazoa; Chordata; Actinopteri; Centrarchiformes; Centrarchidae. The transcript is spliced from 8 exons. The record is from RefSeq and is a predicted model, not a curated record. Gene Ontology annotation, cellular component: cytoplasm. Gene Ontology annotation, biological process: protein modification process. Bases 73 to 882 code for a protein of 269 amino acids.
UCUAGAAAGAUUAAUUAUUUAGCAAAAUGAUUUUGUAAAACGUGUGUUAUAAAGGCAGUAAAAUCGCGGUGGAUGUCUGGUGACGUACCCGCCGCUCCGCCGUCCGCUCUGGAGGUUGUCAGCUUCCUCGGCAGAACAGUUGGCGCAGGCGCGGCACUGACAGCUGCUGUCUAUUUACUCCGCAAAGUCUGUUUAAUAAUGGCCUGGAAAUCUGGAGGAGCCAGCCACGCAGAGCUUGUCAACAACCUCCGCAAAAAUGGCAUUAUUAAAUCCGACAAGGUCUAUGAAGUCAUGCUGGCCACAGACCGAGCCCAUUUCUCUAGGUGUAAUCCUUACAUGGACUCGCCACAGUCGAUAGGCUAUCAAGCAACUAUCAGCGCCCCACACAUGCACGCCUACGCCCUGGAGCUUCUACAUGACCAGCUGUAUGAGGGAGCGAAAGCUCUGGACGUCGGCUCUGGCAGUGGAAUCCUGUCCGCAUGCUUCGCACGAAUGGUAGGUCCUAAAGGAAAAGUUAUAGGAAUUGAUCACAUCAAAGAGCUGGUAGACGAUUCUAUAACCAAUGUGAAGAAAGAUGACCCCAGUUUGAUAACAUCAGGCAGAGUCAAGCUUAUAGUGGGAGACGGGCGAAUGGGCCAUUCUGAGGAAGCGCCUUAUGAUGCCAUUCAUGUUGGCGCAGCAGCACCUACUGUCCCCCAAGCUCUUCUGGACCAGUUGAAGCCCGGGGGGCGGCUGAUUCUUCCUGUUGGCCCGGCGGGAGGAAAUCAAAUGCUGGAGCAGUACGACAAAAUGGAGGACGGCAGCACCAAAAUGAAGCCCUUGAUGGGGGUGAUUUAUGUGCCUUUAACAGACAGAGACAAGCAGUGGUCCAGGUGGAAGUGACUUCCUUCUCCCCCUCCUCCCCCUCUCUCCUUCUCACAGUGGCAAAGGGAUGAACUUUGAAGAGGAAUACAGUCCAUAGUCCACCUUUAAGUUUGAACCUGGAGAAAACUUGGAUGGGGUCAGACAGCCCAUGAAAUUUUGGUUUAAAGCAUAACAAAAUAUGCUUUUUUUUGUUUAAGUCUAACGAUGGACUGGAGUAUCACAUUGAUGAUGACCCAGAGUGGCUGGGAAAAAAGACUGCUUGAAGCUCAGCACAGAAAUUUUGGAGAGGGCUUUUUGUUUUUCUUUUCAGGCCUGCAUCUUUUUGGUUGUGUUUUCUUUUCAACUGCUGGAUUUUAGGUUUUUUUUGUGGUUCUAUCAUUGCAAUCAGCAAUUUUUACAGUAUUACAUUUCAGCAGCAUCGAAGCUGAAUGUAUGAGGAACACCGGACAACGAUGGGGGAAAACCUGAAACUUUUAGAUAAUUCAAGUGUGUGUGUGUGUGUGUGUGUGUGUGUGUGUGUGUGUGUGUGUGUGUGUGUGUGUGUGUGUGUGUGUGUGUGUGUGGAUCAUCUAACUGUAGACUUCUCUGCUAACCUAAAGCUUUUCUCCCCUGCCAGCAGUAUUAGGAGCACACACAGGCAACACAAUGGCUGAUAUAACCCACACAUCCUGUUUUAUGUGCAGCACUAAAGUCAUUCUACACAUAGAGUAAGCAAUUCAUUGGGCUCUUACUACUAACAUACUCCAAGGAGAUCGGAGCACUUAUAACACCGACACACGUGCACAUGCAGGGCUGUGCUUUUCACCUGGUGAUGUGUUGCUUGCUGCUGCUGGAUUUCCAUUAACAAUUUGCGCAGGCUCUCCUGGUGACUGAUACUAAAUGGGAUAUUCACUGCUUUGCCAAAAUAAACUCCAACAAUAUAAAGCAAAUGAAUGUCUGUUUUCUUGAGGAAAAAAAACACAUGAAAUUAAAAAAGCACAUUUUAAUGUGAGUAAUCGAAGUGAUGGAUGAUAUUUGGCUUUCAGUCUCUGGAAUGGCAUAUGAAAAUAAAGAGAUGCUUAUGUUUU